Sclerotinia borealis F-4128 is the source of this 1722-nucleotide messenger RNA. The record is from the annotation of a GenBank genome assembly. Lineage: Eukaryota; Fungi; Ascomycota; Leotiomycetes; Helotiales; Sclerotiniaceae.
AUGGCGGUAGUCCUCAAUUCGGAAGAAAAUACCUACUUUUCGUCGAGUCCUCUUCGUCGAUCACAUUCACAGCCCAAAUUCGUCACACAACCGUCGUCAUAUUCAAAAACUCUAUCUCGAUCAAAUAGCGCAAAAUUCAACCCGAUAAUAUCUCCUACUAAUUCCUCAUCGUCUUCGGCACCAUCUUCUCCACGAACCCUGCAUGCCGAUUCCGUCUCUCCCUCAUACUCAUCAACGCCAGCCAGCAGUUUGUCGCUUGAUCAUUGCGACGACGAGGAUGAUGAAGAUCAGAUCUCCUUCCCCACCUAUGACGAUGUAGGACACUGCGAUCAGAUUGAAGAUCUAGAACCACCCGCCAGCCCACAUACCGGCGAUUCCUAUAGCGUUUCACCAACCUCAAAUAGCACUUCUACCAUCUCUCGAUCCGGGUCUCCCGACGUACCGCACGCACAUGCCGAGGAUGAUACAGCAUUACAAGCGAAACCCUCGAGGCACGUAGAUUACUUAUCACACAAUUGGAAAGAAGAGGAUAUAUGGGCAUCGUGGAAGCUUAUUGUGUCAAAGACGGGCGAAUAUCCUAACCAUGAACGAUUAGAAAAUGCUUCGUGGAGAACUUGGAUGAAGGCAAAGUAUAGGUUGAAGACAGUUUCACCAGAAACACUCAAUUGGUUGAAGGAUUGUGAUGUAACAUGGCUAUAUGGUCCACUUCAAUACGGACCGACCAUGUUUAAUGCUCCGGAUACCUCCCCUGUCAGCAGCAGCAGCAGGUUAUCAAAAUCAAAUUCGUUUCUACAAAAGAAGACAAUCCUCAAGAAACGAAGCAUGUCCGAAAUAAUGCUGCAGAGAUCGUUAUCAUCAUCAUCAUUACUCAAGCAGGCGGCCGCUGCAGUCCAGGCACAGCAAUCUGGAGAUUUACAGCGCCCUGGUAUCACUAGAGCUGCAUCCGAUUACGUUCCGUAUGAAUUUGCGAGUAGGCAUGUAGAACAAGCUGACAUGAGUCUGCUUUCAUCGGUUACAUCAUCCGGACUAAUAACCCCGGGCACUGAAAGGAAACACAUCAGUUUUAAUGAACAGGUAUCGCAAUGUAUAGCUUUAGAUAUCAAGGGCGACGACGACGAUGAGCCGGACUACAACACUCAAGACUUUGACGAUAGUGACUCGGACGAUGGAGCCAUCAUGAUGAAGAGAAGCACUUCUAAAAGACAGCUUCCACCAAUGAGAAAGAAGACAAUCCCUAGAAUUAACUCAAUUGCUGAUAGCAAGACCAUCGCAAUGUUACCAUCUACAACACUUAAAUACCGGGAAGAUACACCGGAGCAACAGGAAACAGCCAUGAAGCAUAGCGGGUUUUUUGGUGGAACAAAAUUAUCGCCAUCACCGUCCCAGGAAACUUUGAAGCCUUCAAAACCAUCAUCGAGAAUGCUUUUAGGUGACGACGAGGAAGAUGAAGAUAUCGAUUGGCAACCAUCGAGUUCCCUCGCCCAUAGAAAGAACAGCAUAUCAGUCACGAAAGAUCGAUUUCCAAGUCUUAGUACCUCGGACUCUGUUGGUUCGAAUGGGGAGCCCUCUGGCAUGAGGAGAACACCAUCUGGCAUGUUUAUGCCUUACGAGGAAGACGAAGAUGAUGUUGUAUCUGAAGGACUCUUUGGAAAAGUUGUCGACACUGUAAAUACAGCAAAGGACAUCGCACAUGUCAUCUGGAACGUCGGGUGGAGGAGAUAA